AUGGAAUCCACCGGAAAAGUGAAGAAAGGUUUCGGAGGAAGAAAGGGCGGUGGCCCAAAGAACAAAUCAGUUUCGAAGUCGAUCAAAGCCGGUCUCCAAUUCCCGGUGGGGAGAAUCACUCGUUUCCUGAAGAAAGGACGAUACGCCCAGAGGCUCGGUGGUGGAGCUCCGGUUUACAUGGCCGCCGUUCUCGAGUACCUCGCCGCCGAAGUUCUGGAGCUUGCUGGUAACGCCGCGAGAGACAACAAGAAAUCGAGGAUCAUUCCGAGGCAUCUUCUUCUCGCGAUCAGGAACGAUGAGGAAUUGGGGAAACUUCUCAGCGGCGUCACAAUCGCUCACGGUGGGCUUAGCUACGACACUAACGAACCUGUAUUGAAGAAUGAGUUUGAAAAGUACGGUCAAGUUUUACAUGUGAGAGUGAUAUGCGAUCACAUGAGCGGGAAAUCAAAAGGGUAUGGCUUUGUGGUAUUUGACUCAGAGGAAGCUGCUGCAAGUGCCUUAGCUUCCAUGAACAAUCAGUUACUCGAAGGCAGAAACAUCAGAGUCGAAUAUGCUCAACCUAAAGGAGGUUUACAUCAGAACCAGAAGUGA
Thlaspi arvense is the source of this 591-nucleotide messenger RNA. The record is from the annotation of a GenBank genome assembly. NCBI's taxonomy places the organism in Eukaryota, Viridiplantae, Streptophyta, Magnoliopsida, Brassicales, Brassicaceae.